CGAGAAGUGAAACAUUCUUCCUUAGUUGUUAAUUUUUCGAAAUCUGAAGCACAGCCUAGAUUCGAUCCAAUGUCUUAAUUGAACAUGUUAUUAGUCAGACCUCGUGAAAGUGACAAACUGACUCGUUUUCAUUUUCGUCAAAAAUAAGAUUUCGGGGGGGGUGCCUUUGAUUGACGGCGUGCACAUGCGCAAUUAUGCGCGAGACAACCGUUAGACUCGAUGACGUAUUUCUGCGCAUGAGCUUAGCUAGCUACCGUGAUCGGGGAUUUCUAGUGGAGAAGCAGUUUCUGCCCAUCUUCCUACUGUACUGUCUUUGGGCGAAGUGCUUCAUUCUGACGUUUGGCUUUUCCUUUUUGAGAUAGAACCCACCUCUUCCUGUCGGUGUCAGACUAGUAACUUAACCAUAUUUAGUUGGUCAGAGCCCUACAGAGUUGAGCACAGGCAACCGGGAUGAAAAUCUUAGCCAUAUCGACGAAUGCAACCGGGAGUUGACAGCCGAGAAACAGCGAGACUGGCCGCUGUUGGAGAGUGACAUCAGUGGAAACUAGGCGGCACAUCAAAACGGGUGCAAGCUCCCUAUCGACAGCAGACUUUGAGUGAUAAGUAGCUGUCUAUUGUCGGAUGAGAAUUCUAACUAGUAGUCGUAGGUAGCUAGAUGGCUAGCUAGCUAAUUAUCGCCAACUACCAAGCCUUAAACUCGAUACCUUCUGGACGUAAAACUGAACUGAUCAGAUUUUUAUUAAGCAAACUGAUAAUAAACUAAAGAGCCCAGUGAAUCUGCAAUUAUGAUAUCUUGACAUUGUCUGUUAGCUAUGCUUGUCUCAAUCCAUUUGCUAAUCUAGCAGCUAGCUAGUUUAUCGUCGUCGUUGAGGCUCGAGCAAGUAUCGCCGUGGCAGUGAAUUCCGAUUGGAUACCUUGAUCGACUUGCAGACACCGGGACACGGAAGACCCUCAUCCAAAGGGACUGGAAAAGGGGCCCGUUUGACAGUGAGCAGAGAAGAGAAUUCGGGGAAACCCGUAACUACUCUGUUGCAUCGCCUGUGCGGUGUUGUGAACUGCCGAUAAACUAGAUUGAACCAAGGAAGAGUUCCUGACAUUUGACAUCUGUGAUCCGGGGAGUGAACCGGGCAGGGACCUCAUGAAUGGAAAUCGGAACGACAGGAGCCGUUGGAGCCCAGCCCCUGUUCACUGUGCCACGGCGGCCUGGCUAUGGCACCAUGGGAAAGCCCAUCAAGCUGCUGGCCAACUGCUUCCAGGUGGAUAUCCCCAAGAUAGACGUCUACCUCUAUGAGGUGGACAUCAAGCCCGAGAAGUGCCCGCGCCGCGUCAACAGGGAGGUGGUGGACUCCAUGGUGCAGCACUUCAAGGUUACCAUCUUUGGGGAUCGUCGGCCAGUCUACGAUGGGAAGAGGAGCUUGUACACAGCCAACCCGCUGCCUGUGGCAACCGCAGGGGUGGAUCUGGAUGUCACUCUACCGGGUGAAGGGGGCAAGGACCGGCCCUUUAAGGUCUCAAUCAAGUUUGUGUCUCUGGUGAGCUGGCACAUGCUGCACGAGGUGCUAACCGGCCGCAGCGUGCCUGAGCCCCUGGAGCUGGACAAGCCCAUCAGCACCAACCCAGUACACGCUGUGGACGUGGUGCUGCGACACCUGCCCUCCAUGAAGUACACUCCAGUGGGCCGCUCCUUCUUCUCAGCCCCAGAGGGCUACGACCAUCCCCUGGGAGGGGGGAGAGAGGUGUGGUUUGGUUUCCACCAGUCUGUACGCCCCGCCAUGUGGAAGAUGAUGCUCAAUAUUGACGUGUCUGCCACGGCCUUCUACAAAGCCCAGCCAGUGAUCCAGUUCAUGUGUGAGGUCCUGGACAUCCACAACAUAGACGAGCAGCCCCGACCUCUCACAGACUCCCACCGGGUCAAAUUCACCAAAGAAAUCAAAGGUCUGAAGGUGGAGGUCACACACUGUGGCACCAUGCGGAGGAAGUACCGUGUUUGCAAUGUGACCCGUCGGCCCGCCAGCCAUCAAACGUUCCCUCUGCAGCUGGAGAAUGGUCAAACGGUGGAGCGCACGGUGGCCCAGUACUUCAGAGAGAAGUACAGCCUGCAGCUCAAGUAUCCCCACCUGCCCUGCCUCCAGGUGGGGCAGGAGCAGAAGCACACCUACCUGCCCCUGGAGGUGUGUAACAUAGUAGCAGGGCAGCGCUGUAUCAAAAAACUGACAGAUAAUCAGACGUCCACUAUGAUCAAAGCCACGGCUCGCUCUGCACCUGACAGACAGGAGGAGAUCAGCCGGCUGGUGCGCAGUGCCAACUACGAGUCUGACCCCUUUGUGCAGGAGUUUCAGUUCAAGGUGCGCGACGAGAUGGCCCACGUGACGGGGCGCGUGCUGCCUGCCCCCAUGCUGCAAUACGGCGGCAGGGUGAGCACAGAGCACUUUAUGAACCGGACGGUGGCCACCCCAAGUCACGGGGUGUGGGACAUGAGGGGCAAACAGUUCCACACGGGAGUGGAGAUCAAGAUGUGGGCCAUCGCAUGUUUUGCCACACAGAGGCAGUGUCGCGAGGAGAUCCUCAAGGGUUUCACAGACCAGCUGCGUAAGAUCUCCAAGGAUGCUGGGAUGCCCAUCCAGGGCCAGCCGUGUUUCUGUAAAUACGCCCAGGGAGCCGACAGUGUGGAACCCAUGUUCAGGCACCUGAAGAACACCUACUCUGGACUGCAGCUCAUCAUCGUCAUCCUGCCUGGAAAGACUCCAGUCUAUGCUGAGGUGAAGAGGGUGGGAGACACUCUCCUAGGAAUGGCCACUCAGUGUGUCCAGGUGAAGAACGUGGUGAAGACGUCCCCCCAGACCCUCUCCAACCUCUGCCUCAAGAUCAACGUCAAGCUGGGGGGAAUCAACAAUAUCCUGGUGCCCCACCAACGACCCUCAGUAUUCCAGCAGCCUAUCAUCUUCCUGGGGGCGGACGUUACACACCCCCCUGCUGGAGACGGGAAGAAGCCCUCCAUUGCUGCAGUGGUGGGCAGUAUGGACGCCCACCCCAGCAGGUACUGUGCCACAGUCCGGGUCCAGAGGCCCAGACAGGAGGUGAUCCAGGAUCUGGCCUCUAUGGUCCGAGAGCUGCUGAUCCAGUUCUACAAGUCGACCCGCUACAAGCCCACCAGGAUCAUCUUCUACAGGGACGGAGUGUCAGAGGGCCAGUUCAGACAGGUGUUGUACUACGAGCUGCUGGCCAUCCGCGAGGCUUGCAUUGGCUUAGAGAAGGAGUACCAGCCUGGCAUCACCUACAUCGUGGUCCAGAAACGCCACCACACCCGCCUCUUCUGUGCCGACCGCAACGAAAGGGUUGGACGCAGUGGAAACAUUCCUGCGGGCACCACGGUGGACACGGACAUCACGCACCCGUACGAGUUUGACUUUUACCUCUGCAGUCACGCUGGAAUACAGGGGACCAGUCGGCCAUCCCACUACCACGUCCUGUGGGACGACAACUGCUUCACGGCCGAUGAGUUCCAGCUGCUCACCUACCAGCUGUGCCACACCUACGUGCGCUGUACCCGCUCCGUCUCCAUCCCCGCGCCAGCCUACUACGCCCACCUGGUGGCCUUCCGUGCCCGCUACCAUCUGGUGGACAAGGAGCACGACAGUGCGGAGGGCAGCCAUGUCUCUGGUCAGAGUAACGGUCGGGACCCCCAGGCUCUGGCCAAGGCGGUGCAGAUUCACCACGACACGCUGAGGACCAUGUACUUCGCCUGAGCACCACCCCACACCACCAUCACCGCACUUAAAGCACACAUACACACACACAAGCCCCGCCUGCCAGUCAAGGAGGGUUGCAUCCCCCCACAACCAGUCAAUCCGGACCUGACACUGUGUAGAGGGAAGAGGGGGGUGGGGGAAGCCCCCCGCAAUGGACUGAGGAUGCAGACAGACGCUGCUUUAAAACAAGAGAGGAAGAACUUGGCACUAUUAUGCAAUAUUAACCCAGCCAACUGCUUUUCCUGGGCACCCCAACUCCGCCCCCACCCUCCUCCAGUCCCUCCCUCCUUUUCGCCGGUCAUGAAGGAGAUCUGUUUUGAUUCCGGAUGUGUAUGGUCAACGUUGCAGAAAUCGUUCCCUUUCGUCAUCAUGCCUUUUACAUCAGCUCAGUUUUUAACGGCAGCAUUUCCUGCCCUUUUUCGUGGUUAGUUCUGUUUUGACAUUUUCUUUCACCAAAGGUUGAGGAGAGAAGAAGAAAAGGAUCAGGAGUGUGAAGGGUGGAUCUCUAUCGGUGCAGACCCAUCACUGCGCACAAGCUUGACACUGGUAUUUUCCUCUCCUUUCCUCUCCAGCUUUUUUUUAUUUUUAGCCAAUGGUGACUUAUCAAACGUGUGAGUGUGUCAAUGGACACUGUGGUAGGAGACGAACACAAGCUAUUAUUGUGAGCACAGUGCCACCUGGAGUCUAAACGGUGUAAAUGCUCUCUUCAAAAGUCCCAACCUGUCUGGGGAAUAAGCUAUGAUGCUAAUCAUAUGAUUUCCAACUCGUUAUCAUUUGACUUGAACCAAUAAGUGCUGUGCGUAUACGCUGGCACACAUCAUAGAGGGUAAUACAAUGAAAUCACACCCUAGGUCAGUCCCCUAUGACAGGUGUAAUGUGCUGUCACAUCAACUAACUACAUUGCAAUGUGACCCUGUUUUAAAUUUUCUUUCCUGUACAUCGUGUUUUGAUAUUUAAGGUGCUUGUUUUGUUUGUUUUUUACCAUUCUUUCCAGUAUUUAUUAGUACGCUCAAGAUAUAGUAAUUUAAUAUGAGACGAGCGUUUUUAUUUCUGCAUUCUUUCUAUCUCGUUGCUCUUUCGAUCUAUCUGCUCUCUUGGAUUUUAAUUUGUGGUGGAAGAUCCUAAAUUGAAUGACUGAUCAUGUUGCUUUCUCCUAGUGCAAUAAUCUUUUAGCUGAGGGGAAGGAAGCUUCUUCUAGAAGAUACGGUUUGAAUAUCUGGAAGUCUGUAGCAGUGAGUUACGAGAAUGUAGCAGAACCCAGAUCUCCUAUGAGAACUCUGUUCACAAAAUUGGCACUUACCCAUUGCUCCUCUUUAUGAAGGGGAGUAGAGGGGUUCAGAGGUCGAAUGGUUAUGCCAGUGAGUGUGUUAUGGGUUAGAAAUCAAGUGCCUGGUUUUGGAAAUGAACAGUUAAAUGGAAGUUGUAUCGAUGGAUUAUGAUGUGGAGAUCCUAGCCUUUAAAAUGUAUUCAAACAAGGAAGUUAAAGGGCAAAAUUUAGCUGGAGAAAGUUGACUAAGCUACAUUUUGCCUCUUUUUUUUUGACAGACAUUACAUCGCAUUGAAAUCCUCAUGAUAGAAAAUAUAUAUAUUCUGUGUGUGUUAGUUUAUCCUAUUGUCUUUGCCUAAUAGCAGCAGUAUUUUAGCAGAUCAAGUUGUGCUGCACUCUGUCUCUAUCCUCAUCAGACAUGGAUCUAGCUGCUAUAUCUACAUGUACUCAAGGUGACUAAGAAUCGAGGCAUGCCUCAGUCAUGAGCGGGCAGGAGAGCUAAGCCGACAUUUCAUUUUUUUCUUCGCCAUAUAACUGAGCAUCCAAACCAAUAGUAGCUUAGCUGUCUUCUCGAGUCAACAGUUCGACGAAUCUUGGAAGUCCGGGAGACUGAGUGAGUGACUUGUGUGGUCGCUGCUUAGCUCCUCUGUGCUCUCUGACGUGAGGCAUGCCUAGUGUUCAAGAGAGAGACAAUAAUCUGCACUAAAAGAAGUGUGUGUCAGACCGAACACAUGCCUCUGGUGCUAUGGGGGGUGGCCUCCUUGCCGCGCCCCUUUGAGAAUUUGCAGUCUGAGUAGGCCUUUUUGGGGGGGGGUACAAAUGUACUCUAGUAAACCUCCCAAUGAGGUAAACGAGAGGGUCUUAUGUGGGGCACUGUAGGGAUUCUUGUCCUAACUGUUAGUGGAAACAGUUGCCAUUGAGAAUCUCUUGUUUUGACGGUACAAUGAUACAAGGAGACAGUUGUCAAGGCAACGACUGCCCCAAGAGGUGAACAGUAGUGUGGUCCAAUGGUAGAAUCCUGUGUCCCCCUGUAGUUGCAUUUGACAGCCUUCCCAACUCUAGCCUUCCCCUGGCUGGAAGCCAAUGAGUUUGAGCCUUCAUGAUCUUCACUAGUGUCCAAAAAGCCUUUUUAAAAAGCCAGAUUGGAAGAUGUGUAUAUGUACAUUUCACAUUAUUGUAAUGCUCACACCACUUAUUUUUGCUAACAAACAAAAAAAAUCUAACAUAUGUAGUUAUAUAGUUAAUCAUCAUAGUAAUAAUAUCAUUAAAGGUAAACGGUAAUAAAAUAUGUAAGAGUUGAUAAUGCAAUAGACUGUUGUUGACUCGUGUCCUGUGGCAAUGUAUAACAUUAAUUUGUUUAUUUUGGCGUUGCGUACAGUGGCGGUGAAUGUAUUUCGACAUGUAACGUGUGUCUGGAUUGUUAGACUGUUAUGGAUCGGGAUGUGGUGGACUUGUCUCCUCUGAGUUCUAGAAGUAAGAGGUGCUUCUAUUUCUGGCACUCUUGGCAGCUGUUGUCAGAUCUUCCCUGUUGUCAUAGAAUCCAAAUGGAAUCGUUAAGACUUUUUUUAAGAGCAUAAUUGUUCUGAUCCAGAUCGUCUUUCUCAGGCGGGAGUUGACGACUGUAGAGUAGGGGGAGAGCGGGAGAAACCGGAAUGAGAUGGUUACCCCUGGUCAUCAUGAACGUUUAGUACGGAUGUGGCCCGCAGUGUUUGAGGUUGAGCCUUGUGGGUUAUGAGGCCCCUAGAGAGCGAGACUUGGCCCAUAACACUUGCUUUUCUCCACGCACAACCAAGGGCACUUCUUGUGCUCCGGAAUACAAAGCCGAAAGGCCUCCAGUAAGUCUGCAAUGUGACAGUCUAUAAUCUCAUUUGUUUCCCCCACUUUCUCCUGACUUUUGCCUCCCAUUGCCAGAGGACUACAUUCCAUAGCCAAUAGAUCUGCCAUCGGAUUCCCCUGAGAAGUGGAGAAAAAAUGGAAGACUAGAGGACAGAAGACAUUAAGUGUGUGUUGGUUGGUACAGAGUAGGGCAUUGUAGUUCGAUGGGUUUUUGUGCAUGUGGCUGGUUCUGGUGUGUGUAGUGAGUGAGAAGUAGGGCUAAGUGCCAUUUGAGGGAGGUGGCGUGUCUGGAUCGGGACAUUGUUUAGCAAGCGACAAGCAUAGCUCUCAUCCAAGCUGACAUUAUGAUGAACGUCAAGGACGACAGAACAGAUUUUCCUGGGCAAAAGAACACAGGUUUACAUAUAGCAGAUGUGUUCGCCUAACAUCCUUAUAACAUUACAACUCCCUAAAUCGUCGUCGGUAACGUUUUUCAGAUGUUCGUUUUGUUUUCAGCAUUUUUUUUUUUUUUGUGCUUAGUUUAUAGAUAUUUAUGAGCAAGGCCUUUCUAGGUCUAAAACAUCACCCCAGAGUUUCCUAUACUCUAUGGAAAAGUAGCUAUAUGUACAGUAGCUAUGUCUGUGUUCAUUCCAUUUGCCUGUGACGCACAGAUGUACUGGAUUUUGAGUUCUUUCUUUUGGGGGUAGAAGGUAAAUCUAUGGCAGAGUGACGAAGGCCACAGAAAGUGCCUUUCUUAAUGGUGGUGCUGUAAAACAAAAGUCAAAUGGAAAAUCAAAAAGACAUCUAUCUCAUGUUUGAAGAAAAAAACGCCUGCGUUUUAUGCACAGUACACACACACACACACACACACACACACACACACACACACACACACACACACACACCAAGAUUGAUACUGAGGACCCGCAGUCUGUUUGUUAAAGUAUAUGAUUGUGGUUGAGCGUUCACUUGGUGGUGCAUUUUGAGUCUGGACCAAUGGACUCGGUUGUUUGGUACAGUGGAACUUGCAUUGACAAGCGAGGUCACAUUUUAAACCGAUGUGUGUGUGUGUGACACAGCCUUGCCCACGAAUGACAAACAUAGCACAGCACUUUAUAGACUGCCACUCUCACUCAGACAUAAAGCCAAGAGGUUUUCUGUCUCUUCCUCCUCCAAUCCCCGCCUCCCAGAUACAGUGGAGUAUCGAGGACUUGUAUUAUUAUGUGAAUGAGGAGAUUUUCCUCCUCUGGGAAAGGGAAUUGGAUUACGACACCAAACAACGGUUGCUAUCGCUACUAGGUGAUCAUUUUAAAAGCGUGCCUCCAGCUCAUGUGACUUUGCUGAUGAUGACUCUGUUUUGAGUCCGCCUGCAUUUAUAUGGUUUCUCCUUAAGAAUCUGAAACCACCAAUGGUUUUUAAGUGUUCCACUGUAAGGCGUCCAUAUUAGGAAGUCGGCCCAUGGCAUUCUCUCAUCCUAGUGCAAUGCCCUCGCCCUGCCGUGUGUCCGUCUUGUCCUUAAUGGAAGGAUAGUGGGCCCACUUUCAUUGGUGUUUUGGGGAAAGUUCGGGUGUAGAAUAAGACUCCGAGGGUCUGUAUGAGUCAUUUGGGGUACCCGUCAGUCCAGGUGGGGGGGGGGGGUUGAUACCUUUACAAGAGAUUUAAAAUAAAAUAUGCGCCUCACUUACCUUGGUAUGCUGCAUAUGUUAUACCACAUGAGAGGAAAAACUGCAAAUAUUGCUUUGGUUAUUACAGUAUAAUGCUUGAUUAAUACCUGAUUAUGAUAUUCUUGUAACUAUUUUAGACAGACGUAUAACUGUAAGAUUCUUGUUUUAGUUUUUUUGUCUUAACACUUAUCUGAUUUGAGCCGAACUUUUUAUUUUGUUGUCCUAUUUAAAUGUUCUUUUUAAUAUGUAUAUGAAAUGUAUAUUGCAAAAUAUUUUAUGCUGUAUUUAUUGAGUGUAUAAACGAGCGGCCAGCUAGAGUCUCAUUGGCAGCAUGGUGGAGGUGGAGCUAGGGGACGAGGCCUUAAACCACCCCACCCCCCUCCAUGUUGAAGCCUUAUCCUCUCCAGACACGCAAGCACAGCGACGUGGUGGUGGGCGUAAGUGAGGUAUUAAUUAUGUAGCCCCCUGCGUCUAGAUGUUUAGCUUUCUUGUUUGGCUCCUCGUGAAGGGAAGAGGCCUUCUCAUAUGUCCUCUUACUACCUUCUUGUACUCCCUCUUCCCUCUCUCCCCGGUUCUCUCCUCCCAUCUUGGUGAGGCCACCCCCACAUGUUGCGUCUCAUCUCCUUGUAGGGUUAGGGGAACCUUUACUGAACCACAUGGACUGAGCUGACCACUGACAUCCUCAUCCAGAGCUGCUAAUAUGUUAGCCAUAUAAACUCCCCUGGCCUGGUAGAGUACAGGUGGGUGAGAAUAGAGGAGAAGGAGGGAAUGAUGGUGACUGCUCAGGCAGAGGAUGUUAGGUGUGGCUUCUGUCCUUUCACGUUUCCCUUGUGCCAGAGACUUUUACACAGGAAGGAGUGGAGUGUAAAGUCUCAUUCCGCUCAAAUACAAGCCUCCGCCUUAAGUGUGUUCUUACUUCGUUGUUGGGUUUUAUUUACGACUACGGAAUGCCUGAGUUGAGUACAAAAAAAAUGGCCUAACUCCAAAAUGGCAUCCUCAUGUUUCUUUUCAAACCACUAAUAGUGCUACAGUAGUUGUUGAGCCCCAACGUACAAAGUGUAUGUUUCCCCACAUGUGUGGAUGUAAGAACAAGAGCCCGAGGGUUCUGUGUGCUGACUUGUACCUGUAUAAUGAAUCAAGGUGUUGUAAUAAUUCAUUGCUGUUCUGUUUGCCCACGGUGUCUGUUAGUUGUUCCAACCUCACUCUAGGGUCAGAGGUCAGAGGCAUGGAGCUUGGAAGCGGUCGUCAACCCUUUUCAGAACUUUUUUAAUAGGCUUUUCUACCUAAUACCCACAGACAAAUCCUUUUUAGACAUGUUGACUCCAUUUAGCUAUCUGUUUGGUGUGCAAGCAGACGCUGCUUGCUUUCAGUCUAUUCGCAGUCCAUGUUAAGAUUUUGAAGAAACAUUUGCUCGAGAGAUUAUCGGAUGCUGUUUUCCCAACGUUACACUGGUUUGAAGACCGCUCUCGUCAGUGGCCAUGAAUGCUGGACUUUUUAAAGGGUUCCCUAAUAUGUUUCAUCGGUAUCUUGAGGUUAUUUUUGUAUUUGACGUGCGUCAGUUAGGAUUGUGCGCUGUGAUACCAUUUUGAGUCCUGAGGCACCAGCUAAAAUAUAUGGGUGUAUGAUGAUUAGAACAAGGUAGCCACAUGAGUUCCAUGCCUCCAUCUCUCUCCCUUACUACUCUGUAUGUUUCAAACUCUCUGUUGUACCAACAGGUCUUUUUUAUUUCAGUUUUAAAUGUCUUUUGUUUAAUAAUUCUUUCUUUUAGGCCUUCAGUUUUGCUUUGCUACAAUUUGAAGUGUAUCUUUCACUAAUACUUGUAAUAAAAAGCUUUGCUUUAAAA
Oncorhynchus tshawytscha (Chinook salmon) is the source of this 10338-nucleotide messenger RNA. RefSeq names its product protein argonaute-3. The record is from RefSeq and is a predicted model, not a curated record. The coding region runs from base 1143 to 3746 and encodes 867 amino acids. The transcript is spliced from 19 exons. NCBI's taxonomy places the organism in Eukaryota, Metazoa, Chordata, Actinopteri, Salmoniformes, Salmonidae. Gene Ontology annotation, molecular function: protein binding; RNA binding. Gene Ontology annotation, biological process: regulatory ncRNA-mediated gene silencing; regulation of stem cell proliferation.